Suncus etruscus (white-toothed pygmy shrew) is the source of this 1295-nucleotide messenger RNA. RefSeq names its product E74 like ETS transcription factor 3 (gene ELF3). Gene Ontology annotation, biological process: cell differentiation; regulation of transcription by RNA polymerase II. Gene Ontology annotation, molecular function: sequence-specific DNA binding; DNA-binding transcription factor activity, RNA polymerase II-specific. Gene Ontology annotation, cellular component: nucleus. The transcript has 8 exons. Bases 1 to 1152 code for a protein of 383 amino acids. Lineage: Eukaryota; Metazoa; Chordata; Mammalia; Eulipotyphla; Soricidae. The record is from RefSeq and is a predicted model, not a curated record.
AUGGCUGCAACCUGUGAGAUCAGCAACGUCUUCAGCAACUACUUCAGCACCAUGUACAGUUCGGAGGAGCCCUCCCAGGCCCCCGCGCCCCCCGCCGCCGCCACCUUUGCCUCUGACGACCUGCUGCUGACCCUGAGCAACCCUCAGAUGUCCUUGGAGGGCACAGAGAAAGCCAGCUGGUCGGGGGAGCAGCCCCAGUUCUGGUCCAAGGCCCAGGUCCUGGACUGGAUCAGCUACCAGGUGGAGAAGAACAAAUACGACGCCAGCGCCAUAGACUUCUCACGCUGCGACAUGGAUGGCGCCACCCUGUGCAGCUGCGCCCCCGAAGAGCUGCGGUUGGUCUUCGGGCCCCUGGGGGACCAACUCUACAGCCAGCUGUGGGACCUCACUUCCAAUUUUCCUGAUGAGCUCAGCUGGAUCAUCGAGCUGUUGGAGAAGGACAGCAUGACCGUUCAGGAGACACUGGUGGACCCCAGCCCCCUAGACCAGGGGAGCCCCUUUGCACCAGACUCACUGGAUGAGGGCCAGCAGGCCAGCCCGUACUAUCCAGGCAGCUACUGUGCAGGCGCCCCCUCCCCAGGCAGCUACUGCGCAGGAGCCCUCUCCCCCGGCAGCUCCGAAAUCUCCACUGCAGGGACGACCACCUCUCAGAGCCCCCAUUCUGCAGACUCUGGUGGGAGCGACUUGGAUCUGGACCUCACAGACAACAAGCACUUUCCUGGCGACAGUUUCCCUGACUAUAAGAAGGGGGACCCGAAGCAUGAGAAGAGGAAACGGGGAAGGCCCCGAAAGCUGAGCAAAGAAUCCCGCGAGUGUUUGGAGGGCAAGAAAAGCAAGCACGCCCCCAGAGGCACCCAUCUGUGGGAGUUUAUCCGCGACAUCCUCAUCCACCCAGAGCUCAACGAGGGCCUCAUGAAGUGGGAGAACAGACAGGAGGGCGUCUUCAAGUUCCUGCGUUCUGAGGCUGUGGCCCAGCUGUGGGGCCAGAAGAAAAAAAACAGCAGCAUGACCUACGAGAAACUGAGCAGGGCCAUGAGGUACUACUACAAACGGGAGAUCCUGGAGCGAGUUGAUGGCCGGAGGCUUGUCUACAAGUUUGGCAAAAACUCCAGUGGCUGGAAAGAAGAUGAAGUGCUUGGAAGUCGGAACUGAGGGUCUGUACAAGACCUAGGACAAACCACACGGACUUAAGGACCUUCCGUCUUGACACUCGCCCUGCUGUGAUAUGGACAGAAGCUGAGGCACUGGGGUCUUGCCUUCCUGGACCUGGGAUCUGGGGCCUCUGGCCUCUUGGA